GAGCGGGCGGGGGGGGGCGGGCGCGGGGCCCCGAUCCCGGGCCCCGGCAACGGGAAGGGGGUGCGGGGGGCCCCGCGGGACCCCGGCCCCGGCCUGGCCCCGACCCCCAGCCCGGCCCCGGCGCGGGGGGAUGCGGGGGGCGGCAUGAAGUACAGGAACCUGGGUAAAUCCGGCCUGCGCGUGUCCUGUCUGGGGCUCGGCACCUGGGUGACAUUCGGGUCCCAGAUCUCAGAUGAGACGGCUGAGAGCGUCCUCAGCAUCGCCUACGAGCGCGGCAUCAACCUCUUUGACACAGCCGAGGUCUAUGCCUCCGGCAAGGCCGAGAAGACCUUGGGCAACGUCCUGAAGAGCAAAGGCUGGCGACGCUCCAGCUACGUGGUCACCACCAAGAUCUACUGGGGCGGGCAAGCAGAGACAGAGCGGGGCCUGUCCCGGAAGCACAUCAUUGAGGGCCUGCAGGGGUCGCUGCAGCGCCUGCAGAUGGACUAUGUGGAUGUUGUCUUUGCCAACCGCAUGGACGCUGCCAGCCCCAUGGAAGCCUCUGACCCGAGCUUCCGCCUCCUGCUGCUGGAAGAGAUUGUCCGGGCCAUGACAUACGUCAUCGAUCGGGGCAUGGCCUUGUAUUGGGGCACAUCGCGCUGGAGUGCUGUGGAGAUCAUGGAGGCCUACUCGGUGGCACGGCAGUUCAACCUAGUGGCACCAGUGUGCGAACAGGCUGAGUACCACCUCUUCCAGCGCCACAAGGUGGAGAGCCAGCUGCCCACUCUCUACCACCACAUCGGGGUGGGGGCUGUGACCUGGUCGCCCCUGGCCUGCGGGCUUAUCACCGGCAAGUACGAGGAGCGGGUGCCUGAGAACUGCCGUGCCUCCAUCAAGGGCUACCAGUGGCUGAAGGAGAAGGUGCAGAGCAAGGAUGGGCAGCACCAGCAGGCCAAGGUCAAGGAGCUGCAGCCACUUGCCACACGCCUGGGCUGCACUGUAGCCCAGCUGGCCAUUGCCUGGUGCCUGCGCAGCGAGGGCAUCAGCUCUGUGCUCCUGGGCGUGUCCAGCGUGGAGCAGCUCCUAGAGAACCUGGGCGCCGUCCAGGUGUUGGCCCAGCUCACAGCGCCAGUGUUGCAGGAGAUGGAGGCGUUGCUGGGCAACAAGCCAACCACCAAAAAGGAGUCCCGGGCGUAAGGACACGGCGCUCGGGGCUGGACCCGCCAGUGUCCCUGCCCCCCUGGCCCCUGGAUUGGCUGUCACUUCGUGCAUGAGCCUCCAUCCCCCACCUGUACCGCUCUGGAACCGGGCAAGCAGCCCGGUUCCCCAAUGGGAGCUGCUUGCACGGCGGAAUUGGCCCCACCUCCAUUCCUGCUUGCCUCUUAAAGGGGUGGCGCCCUCCAUGGGGUUGAAACCCACCUGCAGGGUAUCCCCUGCCAGUAUCCCACAAUCCCUUGCUCCACCCUCUGCUGGUAACUCAGGGUACUGCGGCAGCAGAGGGGACUCUGGGUUUUCCUCCUCUGACCAAAGGACACUUCCCUAUUUAUUACUAUUUAUAUUAAUUUACUCAUUGUAGUUUGCAUAGCUUUCAUUUGCACAUUUAAUAUACAUAUUUAAUUUACAUGCCCCACCCCCUGGUUUGCCACCUUCCAGCUUCAGAGCCCGCCCAUUUUUAUUGCUCCAUCCCCUUGCCCUUACCCCAGUACCCCUCCCCCUGAUUUGCCCCUUCCUCCUAUAUCCUAUCCUGAUUUACAUAGCCCCACCCCCCCCCUCUUCCAGCAGAGCCAUCUAUUCCUUAAAGCAAUAAGGCCCCGCAGGGCCCCCAUUAUGGCACAACCCCUGGCCCCCUACCCCGGGCAGACAGAUGCUGCCGAAUGUCACUUCGAUGAGGUUUACUCUGUAAAUAAACCAGCUCUUUCACCA
Molecule: messenger RNA, 1902 nt
Organism: Alligator mississippiensis (American alligator)
Lineage: Eukaryota; Metazoa; Chordata; Crocodylia; Alligatoridae
Gene: KCNAB3
Product: potassium voltage-gated channel subfamily A regulatory beta subunit 3
Exons: 15
Coding region: 145-1176 (343 amino acids)
Biological process (GO): potassium ion transport; regulation of potassium ion transmembrane transport
Cellular component (GO): voltage-gated potassium channel complex; cytoplasm; membrane
Molecular function (GO): voltage-gated potassium channel activity; potassium channel regulator activity; transmembrane transporter binding
Source: RefSeq, a predicted model, not a curated record